CGAAGCCAACCGUCCCAGUCUGGGCCCCACCGGCGAGAGCCCGUCGGCGUCAAACCAGGACCCGAUAAAUAGCCGCGCCGGGCGGGGAGAGGUGGUGCUCCUCACCGGCCUCGGCGUCGUCGCCUCGCACCGCACCCACCGGUCCACCACCCACCUAUUCUUCUUGUCUCUCUCCCCCCUCGCAAAUCGGAGGCCAAGUACACUGCCCACCCAAGUACCCAACCAAGUCAGGAGCAGAACAAGUAGUACGGGCUGUGUUUUCUGCGACGGCGAGCCAAGAGCAGAACAAGUAGUACGGGCGUGUUCUCUGCGACAGCGAGCGGACCAGAUCGGCGGCGCCAUGUCGCACGACGAGCUCGCCGACAAGGAGCCGUCGUCCUCCGAGGAGUUUCAGCUCGCGCCGACGGGUUCCAAGUUCCGGAGCCUCAGCCCUGCACCGAUUCCGAUCCCAGCUUCUCCGGGCAUCAGAUCAUUGGUCGACUCGGUCUCUGAUGAGACAGUAAAUGUAGAUGUCAUGGCCUCACAUCAAAGUGAAAAUGGAUCAAUCUCUACAGCUAGUUCUACCGUUAGUUUACUGGAAUCAGAGAAGGCAGCAUAUGAAUUUCUUGCUCAAACUCCUGUCAGAUCAACCGAUGCACAUCUUAUUGAGUUUUCAGAGGCCUUGAGAACUGUCGCAAAAGCCUUACGACAAGUGGCUGAAGGGAAGGCUGCUGCUCAAGCAGAGGCAGCAGAGUGGAAACGUAAGUAUGAAUUAGAGACAGCGCAGAAGCAGCAAAGUAAAAUCAGAGGCUACAGCAGUUGUAUCAGUAAUAACUUGGACAAACUGGCCAGCCAACUAACCCUGGAGACACCUGCACCUGAUCAAUUAGGCUGUUGUGGUAAGCAUGGUAUAUGUGCACACCAGGUUCUCCAGGAUGAAGUUCCUGGACCUAUCCCAAGAUCUAAUCACAAGGUGGGAGGGAGAAAGGCACCAUUUAAACUUUCAUGGGGAUGUAACGGGGAUAAAAAUGGCCAGCAUAAGCAUGAUUUUGUGUCCUUCGAAAAAGGUGAUAUAACAACAGCAGAACGGAGCAAUAAGCAGAUCUUACUGAAAUGGGAAUCACCACCACAAACAGUGCUUUUCAUAACCAAACCGAAUUCCAGCUCUGUGCGUGUUCUUUGUGCUGAAAUGGUCAGAUGGCUUAGAGAGUAUAAAAAUGUAAACAUCUUUGUUGAUCCACGUGUUAGCAAGGAACUUCUAACAGAGGAUUCCUACUACAACUUCGUCCAAACGUGGGAUAAUGAUGAUGAUAUAAAGAUGCUGCACACGAAGGUCGAUCUAAUUGUAACUCUGGGCGGUGAUGGAACUGUUCUGUGGGCUGCAUCAUUGUUCAAAGGACCAGUUCCUCCAGUUGUCGCAUUCGCCCUUGGAUCACUGGGCUUCAUGACACCCUUCCCGAGCGAGCACUACCGUGAGUUGUUGGACAACGUGCUGAAUGGGCCAUUUAGCAUCACGCUGAGAAAUCGCAUACAGUGUCAUGUAAUACGAGACGCGGCGAAGGAUGAAAUCGUGACCGAGGAGCCGUUCUUAGUGCUAAAUGAAGUUACGAUCGACCGAGGGAUAUCGUCUUACCUUACCAACCUGGAAGUCUACUGCGACAGCUCUUUUGUUACUUGUGUGCAAGGAGACGGACUGAUCAUAUCAACCACAUCUGGAAGUACGGCAUAUUCCCUAGCAGCUGGAGGGUCCAUGGUCCAUCCUCAGGUCCCUGGGAUCCUUUUCACCCCAAUCUGCCCGCAUUCCUUGUCGUUCAGACCUUUGAUCCUGCCCGAGUACGUGACUCUCCGCGUCCAGGUGCCGUACAACAGCAGGGGGCACGCCUGGGCGUCCUUCGACGGCAAGGACCGGAAGCAGCUGUCACCCGGUGACGCCCUGAUCUGCAGCAUUUCUCCCUGGCCCGUGCCCACAGCCUGCCUAGUGGAUUCGACCACCGACUUCUUCCGCAGCAUCCAUGAGGGUCUCCACUGGAACUUGAGGAAAUCCCAGUCGUUUGACGGCCCGCGUGAUUGAUUCAACAGUUUCUUUACCGUUCCAUACUUAUAUACAAAGGUUGCGUGCGUUUAGAUGUGAGGUAGUAUAGACGUAUAGUUGAGAAUCCAAAUAUAUAGCCAUGACCAUGCGUGUGUGUACAUGAUUCUGUGCUUCAGUGCUCCCCAGAUCUGAAUGGAAUAAUUGGCGAGCCAUACACGUAUGACGAGAUGGCAGCUUGCAGUCGUGCGAUCUGGGCACUUGUGACGAUUGAUGGGGAGGAAGCCUCCAUCCUUUUU
Molecule: messenger RNA, 2307 nt
Organism: Zea mays
Lineage: Eukaryota; Viridiplantae; Streptophyta; Magnoliopsida; Poales; Poaceae
Product: NAD kinase 1
Exons: 11
Coding region: 341-2050 (569 amino acids)
Biological process (GO): NADP+ biosynthetic process; NAD+ metabolic process
Molecular function (GO): NAD+ kinase activity
Source: RefSeq, marked provisional